AUGAGGACGAGGGCCAGUUCCUACUUGGCACCAUCGUUGCGAAGCUCCAAUGCACUAAGGCGGAAAUGCGCGAAGCAAACUCUUCAACGGAGACAAGUUGUGACUCUAAAUCGGAGAUGUGCGAAAAGUCGUGUUCGUUCGACUUCGGAACGAAAGAAUAUUCAGAAAAGACUGAAAAGGCUCAGUGUGUCAGAGAAAGUUACUGUCGUCGUGACUUCUAAGGAUAUCGAAGCGGAAAGUGGUGACUCCGGUGUUUCUAGCGAUGAUGAAGACGACUCCGGACAGCGAGAGACUGACCUGGUGAUUCAAGUUUCUGAAAGGCUUUCAGAAGAAACGAAAGAGCAUUUGGACGCAUUUUGGAACAAUCAUUGCGUCUUUUCUGCCUCAGGGCAGUAUACCUGCCACGGGUUACCCGAUGGUCUGCCUGUUUUCGUUGGAGACAAUUGUUGCAGCCGAUUAGUUCCUGACGAAGAUGAUGAAGAAGUCACGUUCUUGGCCAAUCAAGAAGCUUUAGCUGCUGCUUGUUAUGACGAAUUCGUGAACCCGUUUGUAUUCAUCCGAAAUUUGCCUCCAUUGAAUCCUGAUUGUCGAGCGGUUACCCCGGCCUUGCCUCUGAGAACUCGUUCAGCCCCUGCUUUCUCUCUCGUUUUGGAUUUGGACGAGACACUGGUUCAUUGCAGCUUGGAUCCGUUGGAAGACGCCGUGCUGUCUUUCACUGUGGAUUUCCGUGAAGCGGAGUACAACAUUUUUGUUCGAACACGUCCGCAUUUUGAUACUUUUCUCGAACGCGUAUCGCAACUUUUUGAAGUUAUCCUUUUUACGGCCUCAAAGCGGGUCUACGCGGACAAAUUGAUGAACCUGCUCGAUCCGAAUCGACGUUGGAUUAAGCAUAGAUUGUUCAGGGAACAUUGCGUGCCAGUGAACGGCAAUUUCGUGAAAGAUUUGUCGAUUCUGGGACGAGAUUUGAGCAAAACUAUCAUCGUUGACAAUUCGCCGCAAGCUUUUGGGUACAAUCUGGAGAAUGGCAUUCCUAUUGAGAGCUGGUAUGCGGAUCGCGAGGACUGCGAGCUCAUGAAGCUUCUUCCGUUCCUAGAGCAUCUAGUUACCCUAGAUGAUGUGAGGCCUCGUAUCCGUGAACAGUUCAAAAUGGCAGAGAAGGUCGAAGAGUUCGGGAAGUACUGA
This is a messenger RNA of Notodromas monacha, 1182 nucleotides long. The record is from the annotation of a GenBank genome assembly. Lineage: Eukaryota; Metazoa; Arthropoda; Ostracoda; Podocopida; Cyprididae.